AUGAAGCCAAUCACUCUCGAUUUAGGUGACUGUAUUGCGUUUCAUUGGAACAUCCAAACAGGUGGCAUCUGUAAGGCGGAUGGAAAAUGCGGAGCUGGACGGAUCGAAUGUCUCAUUCGGGCAUCGACUGCUGUGAAAUAUCAUCGGAAACGGGGUGGGGCGAUCAUUGUCAUACUGAAAUCGCUCCGUGUAACCAUCCAAGCUCAGAUCAGUGUUCACUUCCGCUUCAGCGAGUCGAUAUCCGGUCGCGGAAUUGAGGAGAGCUCUCUCUCGUUUAUACGAUACAGUCACUCUUCCUGGUUUCUGGCCGAGACUUUCUCAGAGAAUUCUAUGCUGACAAUCAUGAAUGAAUCGAAGAAAGAGCAUGCUCUUGUAAUCCAAGAUGUAGCAAGCCAAGAUGGUAUGCCAGGUCAGCGAGACGAUGGCGUCGUUCAAAUCAACUUCAAUGUUUCCCAAAGGCGAGGGGGUAUGUUUGAGCGAUACAUUAACCCGCAAGCCAUCGUAAAUUUUGGCUUCACUUUGCAAGCUGCUUGGGAAGCAUCUGUGGCAUCGUUUCAAUUCAGUUUACUCAACGGUGGGCCAGCAUCGCUUGUGUAUGGAAGCAUUGUGGCUGGCAUUGGUUCAACCGCCAUCGCGUUGUCGUUGGCUGAAAUGGCAUCUCUCUGGAUCACUGUUUGGGCAUGGAUUACAGCAACGGCAGCUAGCCCGGCUUACCUGUCCAACAUUGUCACCAGUUUAGUGAUAUUCAAUUAUCCAGAGUAUGAACCAAAACGAUGGCAUGGGACUCUACUCAUGUGGGGUUUCGUGCUAAUUCCAGUUGUAUGGAACCUCUGGUGCCGAAAAAUGCUGAACACACUUGAGAUGAUCGGAGGCAUUUGCCACUUAUUAUUCUUCUUGGUGUCAAUAAUCACUCUGAUUGUCAUGGCAGAUCACAGUAGCCCUGGAUUUGUCUUCAACAAUUUGUGGCACGAGUUCAGCGGCUGGAGCAAUCCCGGCGUGGCUUUCAGCAUCGGAAUUAUUACAGUGACGUUUCCUAUUACUGCCUUUGAUGGUGUUAUCCAUAUGAGCGACGAAGUGAAAGGAGCCCGAAUACAGGUUCCGCACAGCAUGAUCAUCGCCGUUACCUCAAACAGCAUCAUGCAAUUCUCCUUCAUGGUGGCAGUCAUGUUUUGCACCGGAGACGUUGACCAAGUCACAAAUACUCCUACUCUCCUUCCGAUCAUUGAGGUAUACUACCAAGCCACGAAGUCGAAGCCCGCCACAAAUCUGCUUGUGUUCAUGAUAGCUCUGAUCUUGUUCAUCUCUCUGUUCAAUAUCUUUGCCUCAGUCUCCAGACUGGCUUGGUCGUUCGCUCGCGACAACGGUUUGCCGUUCUCCAAGACUUUUUCGUCCAUCCACCCGAGACUAAAAAUUCCACUCAACUCUCUUCUCCUCGUCGGAACCGUGUGUUGCCUCCUCGCGCUCAUCAACAUCGGUUCCCCAACUGCUUUCAAUGCUUUGAUCUCUCUACCUACCAUUGCGCUUUACAUGUCGUAUUUUAUCCCGAUCCUGUUCCUCGUCAUCAGAAAAUUACAGAAUCGUCACCCGACUUAUGGACCUUUCAAGCUUGGGCGCUGGGGACUGCCGAUUAACCUCUUUUCUCUGAUCUAUAUUCUGUACAUUCUGAGAUUUGUACCGUUUCCCGUUAUGCUUCCUGUGACGGCAACUACGAUGAACUACGCUGGCCCAAUGAUGGGAGUGAUAAUUGUUGUUGCGCUGGGAGAUUGGGUGAUAUCGGGCAGGAAGAGAUUUGAGGUUCCCGUUGCUGUCUCUGCAAAGGAGGAGGAUUAA
Molecule: messenger RNA, 1830 nt
Organism: Cadophora gregata
Lineage: Eukaryota; Fungi; Ascomycota; Leotiomycetes; Helotiales; Ploettnerulaceae
Exons: 5
Coding region: 1-1830 (609 amino acids)
Biological process (GO): transmembrane transport
Cellular component (GO): membrane
Molecular function (GO): transmembrane transporter activity
Source: RefSeq, a predicted model, not a curated record